Molecule: messenger RNA, 968 nt
Organism: Arachis duranensis
Lineage: Eukaryota; Viridiplantae; Streptophyta; Magnoliopsida; Fabales; Fabaceae
Product: probable carboxylesterase 120
Exons: 2
Coding region: 1-864 (287 amino acids)
Molecular function (GO): hydrolase activity
Source: RefSeq, a predicted model, not a curated record
AUGUCUCAUCCUCUAUCAAAAUCAGCUUCAUCUCCAUUAACCAUCGACGAUCCUUUGAAAAACCUUGGCAUAGUUCAAAACCAAGAUGGAAGUAUCACAAGGAUCAUUCAAUAUCCAACAACUCCACCAACACAAGACCUAAUAAACCCUAUUCUGACCAAAGAUCUCCCUCUAAAUCCUAAAAACAAAACUUGGGUACGCAUAUUCCUACCCAAAAAGGCACUUCAAAAUCAAAAUAACUCAACAAAGCUCCCUCUUAUAGUUUACUACCAUGGUGGUGGUUUCAUAUACACAAGUGCUUCUUCCACCAUCAACCAUGACUUCUGCUCUAACAUGUCACUCCAACUCUCCGCCGUCAUCGCCUCCGUUGACUACCGUCUUGCCCCGGAAUACCGGCUGCCUGCGGCCUACGACGACUCCGUGGAGGCCUUGCAUUGGCUAAGAACCACCGAUGAAACAUGGAUCAGAGGGCUUAUAUUGCACCAUCCGUUUUUCGGUGGGUCCCAGAGGACUGAGUCUGAGUUGAGGUCGGUCAACGAUCCAGUUCUGCCUAUUGGGAACUGCGAUCUUAUGUGGGAGCUGGCGUUGCCUGAGGGUGCAGGGAGGGACCAUUGGUAUUGCAAUCCAACGGUGGUGGAUGAUGAUGUGUGUUUUGAAGAGAUCAAACGGCUGAGAUGGAAGGUCUUUGUUUUGGGAUGUUAUGGGGACCCUAUGAUUGAUCGCAUGGUGGGGUUGGUGGCCAUGUUGAGAAGAAAAGGUGUUGAGGUUGUCGAUCACUUUGGAGAAGGCCAUCAUGGGGUUGCAUAUGGUGAUCCAAGCAACGAGAAAUUCUCCCUUCGAAUAAAAGAUUUCAUAGAUAUAUAAAUAUAGAAUUUAAUUUUUAUUUAUGGUGAAUGUAAAAUAAAUUUACACAUUUUACAAUUAUGUAAUUUUAUGUAAAAAAUAACUAAUCUGCUGAGUUUGAAAAA